This is a messenger RNA of Thlaspi arvense, 2675 nucleotides long. Lineage: Eukaryota; Viridiplantae; Streptophyta; Magnoliopsida; Brassicales; Brassicaceae. The record is from the annotation of a GenBank genome assembly.
CUCUUGUAACUAUUGGGAAAUCUGUAAUCACUUUGCUCUGGAUUAGGGUUCGUUGAUCUAAAUCGGGUCAAUAGGGUGAUGUAAGGUAGUUAGUAAACAGAACAAUCUGCUUGUUGUUAUUCUACGAGAUCGUCUGUUUGAUUCCCAGUCAAAUGACUCAAAUGUCUCUGUUCCGACGAGUCUUCUACAAAAACCCUCCGGAUCGACUUGUCGAGAUCGCAGAGGGUGUCUAUGUUUUUGACUGCUGUUUCUCGAGCCAUGUUAUGAAAGAGGGUGACUACAAAGCGUACUUCGGUGGCAUCGCGGCGCAGCUACAUGAUCAGUUCCCGGAUGCUUUUCACUUGGUGUUUAACUUUGGAGAAGGAGAAAAGCGGAGUCAAAUCUCAGACGUGUUGUCUCAAUGCGACAUGACGGUAAUAAAUUAUCCAAGCCACUACGAGAGUUGUCCGCUUUUGCCUCUCGAGAGGAUCUGUCACUUCCUAAGAUCAAGCGAAAGCUGGUUAACAGUGGAAGGUGGAACUGUUCUCUUGAUGCAUUUCGAAAGAAGUAGCUGGCCUCUUGUUGCGUUUAUGCUACCAGGGCUUUUGUUGCACGUUAAGCAGUACCGGGGCGUGCACAAGACUCUUGCGACGGUACACAAACAGGCUCCCAUGGAGGAGCUUCUUCGUCUUUCGUCUCCACUGAACCCUCAGCCUUCUCAACUACGAUAUCUUCACUACAUUUCUACAAGAGAUUUCGACUCUGGUAGGCCUCCUCUAGAGACGCCGGUUCUUAUGGAUUGCUUGAUACUCAGAGACCUCCCACGUUUUGAAGGGAGAAAAGGUUGCAGACCGAUUUUACGUGUUUAUGGUAAGGACCCUAAAUACGGAGGCAUCACCAGUUCCACGCUUCUCUUUUCCAGUCCAAAGACCAAGAAGCACACUCGACUUUACCAGCAGGAAGAGCUUAUCUUGGUGAAACUAGAUGUCCAGUGCCGUGUUCAAGGGGAUGUUGUUGUGGAAUGCAUACACUUGCGUGAUGAUUUGGUUCGUGAGGAGAUGCUCUUUAGGAUCAUGUUCCACACGGCGUUUCUACUUUUCUCUGGCUCUGAUGCCGUGGUGCCUACUACCGCAACAGCUACAACAUCAGAAGAUGAGAACGAUUUCGAUAUUAUUUCACCUGAGGAAUUUUUUGAGGGCCUCGGAAGGAAGCUUAUGGGGCGAGUUACAGAGGCAUGGAGAAGCACAAACGUAUUGGACCCAAUAUUUGAUGCAUCAGAAAUACAGAGCCUUUUCUCUGCUGCAAUGCCAAAACCUGAAAAAGUUCGACUGAUUGACCUUAGGAGAGCCUAUAACAUGAAAAUUAUGCUUACGAAAUUAAAGAUGCCGCUGCCUGAUAUGAUGGCUGCAGUUCUGGAAAUGGAUGAUACUGUACUAGAUAAUGAUCAAAUAGAGAAUCUUAUAAAGUUUUUCCCAACCAAGGAAGAGAUGGAACUUCUUAAGAGCUACACUGGUGACAAGGCAAACUUGGGAAAGUGUGAGCAGUACUUUCUAGAGCUAAUGAAGGUGCCACGAGUAGAAUCUAAGCUGAGAGUGUUUUCCUUCAAGAUUCAAUUCGGCACUCAGAUAACAAAAUUUGAAAAACGUUUACAUGUUGUAAGUUCUGCGUGUGAUGAGAUCCGUUCUUCACAAAAGCUAAAAGAAAUCAUGAAACAUAUUCUUUACCUGGGGAACACAUUAAACCAAGGAACUGCCAAGGGUGCUGCAGUGGGAUUUAAGCUGGAAUCUUUAUUAAAAUUAAGCGAUACACGUGCUCCUAACAGCAAGAUGACUCUCAUGCAUUAUCUUUGCAAGGUCCUUGCUUCCAAAGCAUCACAUUUACUGGACUUUUACAAGGAUCUUGAAAGUCUUGAAUCAGCUUCAAAGAUACCAUUGAAGUCGCUGGCUGAGGAAAUGCAAGCUAUAAGCAGAGGAUUGGGAAAGCUGGAGCAGGAGCUCAUUGCAUCCGAAAGUGAUGGUCCGGUUUCUGAAGUUUUCCGUAAAAAAUUGAAGGGCUUCAUCCCCAUUGCUGACUCUCGAGUAAAACCUCUAGUGAGACAUUACUACCUCCUGGCAACGAAUGCUGACGCACUUGGGUUUUAUUUGGGGGAGGAUCUCAACCGUUUUCCAUUUGAACAAGCUAUUGCGACGCUCUUGAAAUUUAUAAAGUUGUUUAAGAAAGCACAAGAAGAGAAUGUCAAGCAAGCCUAUCAUAGAGGGCCUGAGGCAUUUGGGUCACCUCCUCCACCGCCGCCACCACCUCCGUGUCCAGGUUUGUGGUCUUCCUCAGGUCAAGUAAAGAAGUGGUCUCUCAAGUCAUCAGAAGAAAGGGCUUACAGGAAUAGUUAAGGGAAGAGUAACAUAGACAUGGAGAAGCACAAAACUUCACCUAAUCGACCACGAAAGCUAUACUUGGCAUUAUUCAUAAACAUUUGUCUUUUUCUUUCCUAGAUUAGAGAUGAACCAGAUCUUAGUAGGAACAAACUGGCCAAAUUCCCGGUUCGACCGGAUGGUUUGUGUUGGUUGGUUCUAAACGAUUUUAGAAAUGUUUCAACAAAAUGAGAUUAAUUUGUUGGAUUUAUAUAAUUCUAGUCUUUUAUUGUAGGAGUGAUAUUUUAAUAUAACCUUUUAAGUUGAAAAUAUAAAAGAGAAUAAUUU